Myotis davidii is the source of this 5578-nucleotide messenger RNA. RefSeq names its product MON2 homolog, regulator of endosome-to-Golgi trafficking (gene MON2). The coding region runs from base 391 to 5298 and encodes 1635 amino acids. Lineage: Eukaryota; Metazoa; Chordata; Mammalia; Chiroptera; Vespertilionidae. The record is from RefSeq and is a predicted model, not a curated record. The transcript has 35 exons.
UGUGGGCCACUUGGCUAAUGGCGUCGGCGAAUCUGUGGGGUUCGGGGAGCCGGCGCUGAAGCUUGUGACGACCGGUGUGUCUGGGCCCCGCGGCAGCGGGAGGGACCUGCCCGCUUAGUGGGCUCCUCGGCCGGAGCCGGCGGGGCCUAGCGGGGAGGGCGACUGCAGGGGCAACGCGGAGAGGAGCCGGGGGAGUUGCGAGGAGGCUGCCGGAGGCACUCGGGCUCGCUCCGGUGGGCAGUCCAGGCCCCGUGGAGUCCCCGCGGAGCCCCAGAGGCGGGCUGCGGGAGGGCCGGAGGUGGCUGGGGGCAGUUGCCUGUCGCCCCCGGGAGCUGACAGUGCCGGAGUUCGUUUGCGCCGCUCGGAAAUUGGCUCGGCACUUGGUGGAUCAUGUCCAGCACCAACAGCCCCGAAGCGGUCAAGAAGCUGCUGGAGAACAUGCAGGGCGACCUGAGGGCCCUGUCCCUGGAGUGCAAGAAGAAAUUCCCACCUGUCAAGGAGGCUGCUGAAUCAGGAAUAAUAAAAGUUAAAACAAUAGCUGCACGAAACACCGAAAUUUUGGCAGCAUUAAAAGAGAACAGCUCAGAGGUUGUUCAGCCUUUUCUAAUGGGUUGUGGAACCAAGGAACCGAAGAUCACUCAGCUAUGUUUGGCCGCCAUUCAGAGACUCAUGUCACAUGAAGUUGUAUCUGAGACUGCAGCUGGAAAUAUAAUUAACAUGCUUUGGCAGCUAAUGGAAAAUAGUCUUGAAGAACUUAAGCUACUUCAAACAGUUCUUGUUCUUUUAACAACUAAUACAGUAGUUCAUGACGAGGCACUCUCUAAGGCAAUUGUUCUUUGUUUUCGACUACAUUUCACAAAAGAUAAUAUUACCAAUAAUACAGCUGCUGCUACAGUGCGACAAGUUGUUACUGUUGUUUUUGAGAGGAUGGUUGCUGAAGAUGAACGACACAGAGAUAUUAUAGAACAACCAGCACUGGUUCAAGCCAAUAGUAACAGAAGAUCUGUCAGUACUCUCAAGCCUUGUGCUAAAGAUGCAUAUAUGCUUUUCCAGGAUCUUUGUCAAUUGGUUAAUGCUGAUGCUCCUUACUGGCUAGUAGGCAUGACAGAAAUGACUCGAACAUUUGGCCUUGAAUUACUUGAGUCAGUCCUGAAUGAUUUUCCACAAGUCUUUUUACAACACCAGGAAUUUAGUUUCCUCCUAAAAGAAAGAGUAUGUCCUCUUGUGAUAAAGCUCUUUUCUCCAAAUAUAAAGUUCAGACAAGGUUCCAAUACUUCAUCUUCUCCAGCACCAGUUGAAAAACCAUAUUUUCCUAUCUGCAUGCGUUUGCUGAGAGUUGUAUCUGUUCUGAUUAAGCAAUUUUACAGUCUUUUGGUAACUGAAUGUGAGAUAUUUCUGUCACUUCUGGUGAAAUUUCUGGAUGCAGAUAAACCACAGUGGCUACGAGCUGUUGCAGUAGAAUCAAUACACAGACUCUGUGUGCAGCCCCAGCUAUUAAGGUCAUUUUGUCAGUCCUAUGAUAUGAAACAACAUUCUACCAAGGUUUUUCGUGAUAUUGUGAAUGCACUGGGCUCUUUUAUCCAAUCAUUGUUUCUUGUCCCUCCUACUGGAAAUCCUGCUACUGCAAACCAAGCUGGAAACAAUAAUGCAGGUGGCACUGUCUCAGCACCAGCUAACCCGGGAAUGUUGGGGAUUGGUGGAGGUGUUACUUUACUACCAGCCUUUGAAUAUAGAGGAACUUGGAUACCUAUUCUGACUAUAACAGUACAAGGCAGUGCUAAAGCAACAUACCUAGAGAUGUUGGACAAAGUUGAGCCCCCAACUAUACCAGAAGGUUAUGCCAUGUCUGUGGCAUUCCAUUGUUUGCUAGACCUUGUCCGUGGCAUCACUAGUAUGAUUGAAGGAGAGUUGGGAGAGACUGAAAUGGAAUGUCAGACUAGCAGUGAAGCCGCUUCUUCAACAACACAGUCAUCAGAACAGCAAGAAUUACAGUCAACAGCAGAUGAAAUGGAUAAGGAAAUAGUUAAUAGAGCUGUUUGGGAAGAAAUGGUGAAUGCCUGCUGGUGUGGUCUACUUGCUGCUCUCUCACUCCUUCUUGAUGCCAGCACAGAUGAAGCUGCCACUGAGAAUAUUUUAAAAGCUGAACUGACUAUGGCUGCUCUUUGUGGAAGAUUGGGCCUAGUAACUUCAAGAGAUGCCUUUAUAACUGCAAUAUGCAAAGGUUCCCUGCCUCCCCAUUAUGCUCUUACUGUGUUGAAUACCACCACUGCAGCCACCCUUUCCAAUAAAUCAUAUUCCAUUCAGGGCCAAAGUGUUAUGAUGAUAAGUCCAUCAAGUGAAUCUCACCAGCAAGUAGUGGCAGUGGGUCAGCCACUAGCAGUCCAGCCUCAAGGAACAGUAAUGUUAACAUCCAAAAAUAUCCAGUGUAUGAGGACUUUACUUAACUUGGCACACUGUCAUGGGGCUGUUCUUGGAACAUCGUGGCAACUUGUCUUGGCAACUCUACAGCAUCUUGUAUGGAUUCUGGGAUUAAAGCCUAGUAGUGGUGGUGCCUUGAAACCUGGGAGAGCUGUAGAAGGACCCAGUACAGUUCUAACAACAGCAGUGAUGACAGAUUUACCAGUGAUUUCCAAUAUACUUUCAAGAUUGUUUGAAAGCUCACAGUACCUUGAUGACGUAUCAUUGCACCAUUUAAUAAAUGCGCUUUGCUCCUUAUCCGUAGAAGCAAUGGAUAUGGCCUAUGGAAAUAAUAAGGAACCCUCUCUUUUUGCUGUUGCUAAAUUGUUAGAAACUGGUCUAGUUAACAUGCACCGAAUAGAAAUUCUAUGGAGACCUCUAACUGGUCAUCUACUUGAGGUCUGCCAGCAUCCAAAUUCUCGAAUGAGAGAAUGGGGAGCAGAAGCUUUAACUUCACUUAUUAAAGCAGGGUUAACAUUUAACCAUGAUCCUCCACUUUCACAAAACCAGAGACUGCAGUUGCUUUUAUUGAACCCAUUAAAGGAGAUGUCCAAUAUUAACCAUCCAGAUAUCCGACUCAAGCAACUAGAAUGUGUGUUGCAAAUUUUGCAGAGUCAGGGAGAUAGUCUUGGACCUGGAUGGCCAUUAGUGCUUGGAGUCAUGGGAGCAAUCAGAAAUGACCAAGGAGAAUCCUUGAUACGAACUGCAUUUCAGUGUCUUCAGUUGGUUGUGACAGAUUUUCUACCAACAAUGCCUUGUACUUGCCUGCAAAUAGUUGUAGAUGUUGCAGGUAGCUUUGGACUUCAUAAUCAAGAACUUAAUAUUAGUUUAACUUCAAUAGGUUUAUUGUGGAAUAUUUCAGAUUAUUUUUUCCAAAGAGGAGAAAUUAUUGAAAAAGAAUUAAAUAAAGAAGAAGCAGCACAGCAAAAGCAGGCAGAAGAGAAAGGGGUUGUUUUAAAUCGGCCAUUCCACCCUGCACCACCAUUUGAUUGCCUUUGGUUGUGUCUUUAUGCAAAAUUGGGUGAACUAUGUGUGGACCCCCGACCUGCUGUCAGGAAGAGUGCAGGGCAAACUCUGUUUUCAACAAUUGGUGCACAUGGGACCUUAUUACAGCAUUCAACAUGGCACACUGUUAUUUGGAAGGUUCUCUUUCAUCUGUUGGACCGAGUUCGAGAGUCUUCUACCACUGCAGACAAAGAAAAGAUUGAAUCCGGAGGUGGCAAUAUUCUCAUUCAUCAUUCAAGGGACACAGCAGAGAAGCAGUGGGCUGAGACAUGGGUUUUAACAUUGGCCGGAGUAGCAAGAAUCUUCAACACUAGAAGAUAUUUACUGCAACCUUUAGGAGACUUUUCAAGAGCAUGGGAUGUUCUUCUUGACCAUAUACAAUCAGCAGCACUCAGCAAAAACAAUGAAGUAUCUCUGGCUGCACUGAAAAGCUUCCAGGAAAUUUUACAGAUUGUGUCCCCUGUCAGAGACUCAGAUAAGCCUGAGACACCGCCUGCAGUUAAUGUACCUGUGUCUGUCCUUGUAGCUCUCUACCAACAUAUAAAAACUGGUUUCAACAUGGAUGACCUGCAAAAAUUGGGGGUCAUAUUGCACAGUGCUGUUUCUGUCCCAAUAAGUUCAGAUGCAUCUCCUUUUAUUCUUCCAUCUUAUACUGAAGCAGUUUUGACAAGUUUACAGGAAGCUGUACUUACAGCUUUAGAUGUUCUCCAAAAGGCUAUCUGUGUAGGACCAGAAAACAUGCAGAUAAUGUAUCCAGCUAUAUUUGACCAGUUACUGGCAUUUGUAGAAUUUUCCUGUAAACCUCCACAGUAUGGACAACUGGAAACAAAGCACAUUGCAAAUGCAAAAUAUAAUCAGAUCCAACUAUUUGCACCGGCAGAAUGGGUAGCCUUGAAUUAUGUACCAUUUGCUGAAAGGUCUUUGGAAGUUGUUGUGGAUUUAUACCAAAAAACAGCCUGUCACAAAGCAGUGGUGAAUGAGAAAGUACUCCAGAAUAUCAUUAAGACCCUUAGGGUUCCUCUCAGUUUGAAGUAUUCCUGCCCUUCUGAAAGCACAUGGAAACUGGCAGUAUCUUCUCUCCUCAAAGUUCUUUCUAUCGGAUUACCGGUUGCCCGGCAGCAUGCUUCUUCUGGAAAAUUUGACAGUAUGUGGCCAGAACUAGCCAAUACUUUUGAAGACUUUCUUUUUACUAAAAGCAUACCUCCGGAUAACCUUUCCAUUCAAGAAUUUCAAAGAAAUGAAAGUAUUGAUGUUGAGGUAGUUCAGCUUAUCAGCACAGAGAUACUACCUUAUGCCAAUUUUAUUCCUAAGGAAUUUGUUGGUCAGAUAAUGACCAUGCUUAAUAAGGGCUCAAUACAUUCUCAGUCAUCUUCAUUUACAGAAGCAGAGAUUGAUAUUCGUUUGAGAGAAGAAUUUUCUAAAAUGUGUUUUGAAACAUUGCUCCAGUUUUCCUUCAGUAAUAAAGUCACAACGCCUCAAGAAGGCUACAUCUCACGAAUGGCACUCUCAGUGCUUUUAAAGAGGUCUCAAGAUGUACUACAUCGCUAUAUAGAGGAUGAAAGAUUAAGUGGUAAAUGCCCUCUUCCAAGGCAACAAGUAACAGAAAUCAUAUUUGUUUUAAAAGCAGUUAGUACUCUCAUUGAUUCACUUAAGAAAACUCAGCCUGAGAAUGUUGAUGGAAAUACCUGGGCACAAGUAAUUGCCUUAUACCCAACUUUAGUAGAAUGCAUCACCUGCUCAUCUUCAGAAGUCUGCUCUGCACUUAAAGAGGCACUAGUUCCCUUUAAGGAUUUCAUGCAGCCACCAGCAUCCAAAGUUCAAAAUGGAGAAUCUUGACCAGCUACAAUAAAUUUAAAGAAGAAAGAUAUCUAAAGAAUAUCUGCUCCUCAGUGAGUCUUCUAUUGGAAGACAUUUCUUACUACAAAUAAUUCUUGGCAGCUGUUGUUGGCCUUCUUUAAAUUGUACUUACCUGAGUUCAGUAGUUCUUAUUACAAGCUUACACGCCAGCAAAGGCUCCUGAAUGAGUAUCAGUGCAAGCCUUUAAUAAUUAAACUGAUUAGGGAGAUGGUUAAUACUAUAGCAUACCUGCUACCAUAUCUUCAACUGGUGAUUUAAA